AUGGAGCGGCCUGAGCGGGUACCUGUCGGCACCGUAGCCGCCUCGUCGUCAGUACGUGGGCUACCAGACAAUCCUGCCCAAGGUCGACGACCGAUUCCCAAUUCCACCGCAACCUCAAAUGGCCCUUCCCCACCGCCGCCGCCCCCAAUCCCGAACCUUCGCAGUGCCGCUGCGAAUGCCACCCUGUCGGCCUCAAGCUCAUCAAUGACCUCGGCGCAGGUGAUUGCCCUGGCUCGAGAAGCUAUGCAGCAUGCCCUCGAGAGUGAAGGCCAAGCUGCCGACGCUGGAGCUGUUGGAACUGGAUUGCGCUCUGGUGUGACUGUCGACCUCAGUCGUAAGGGCAUACAAAAACUGCCCGAGGAAGUGGUGGAUAUUGUCAAAGAUCAGCUUGAACGGCUUGCCUUAUCGCACAAUCAGCUCUCAACAUUGCCUUCCCGAUUCUCCGAAUGCACGUCACUGCGGUAUUUGAAUAUCAGAGGCAAUCAGAUUAAGGAAUUUCCUCUGGCGCUAUGCGAUUUGAAGUCUCUGGAGAUUCUAGACCUAGGGCGAAAUCAGCUUCGAAUAUUACCACACGACAUCGCCAAGCUGACUUCACUCAAGGUUUUGUCUGUCCCCAAGAACCAAAUUCGUGAAUUGCCCAUGUGCUUAGCCGACAUGGGCUCGCUGCAAGUUCUCAAGUUCGAGGGCAACCCCAUAAGCUUCCCACCCAAGGAUGCUAUACGGCCCGCAUCCGGGAGCCCACCAAAUGACAGCAUUUCUAGGGAGACCGAGGUAACCGAAGUUGCCGUCACGGCCUUGUUGAAGAAGUUUCUGAGGCAUUAUGCCACUACGGGGCGGAUGGAGGGUGAUGCUACCGGAGAUGAAUCUAGCGAAGGUGGCUUCGAGGCUCCGCGGUUUCCUCUGAAACGAGCGGCGAGUGGGCGUUUCCCCAUCAAGGUCAAUGGUGCCGAUGUACCUGAUAGGCGUUCACCCAAUGGUGCGGCGCGACCUCCCCCAAUUCCGACGAGAUCGCAUUAUCGAGGACUGUCGCAGCAAAACACGGCAGUUCGUCGACCCGGCGUCAUGCCUCUGACUAUUGGCAGUGUGAAUGAGAGACUUCGCAGCAACUCAGAGACGUUGCUGCGGACCGAUCGCGGGACUGAAGGUCGCAGUCGAAGGAUGGGAAUCGUUUCCAGAAAGACAAGCGACCUUGGUACGUUGGAUGAAAUUGAGGCCAAUAACCGGUUUAGCCAUUAUCGCGGCCUAAGUCAUGGGUCUGCCAUGCAGGGAACGCCCCCCGGCCCAAAAAGCCCAACAACGACAAACGAGCAAUAUCUCCAGCGUCCAAUCUACGUUCGUCGUCUGUCGGUGCUUCCCGAAAGACGGCGAGAGUCCAAAGUAUAUGACCCCGUCGUCGAAGCCGCCAAGGGCAUUCUGUACUCGGUUUUUCAGAUCCAUCCAAUAAUACAGAUGCUUAUGACUCUAACGAGCGAUGGGUCAACCAAACGUUCCAGUCUGGAAAUUGUAGUUUACAACACCAACUCGCACGUUGAAGAGCUGGAGCAGGAGAUUCAAAGACACGAUACAGUUUUGCUGGAGAACGAAGAAAGCUCGGUCCGAGAAAACGAGAACGUAUACCGUGCGUGCCAUACGCUCGUGAGUGCAUAUGGCCACGUCUGCACGCUUUUGGCCGACAACAUUGAUACUUUCGUGAACAAUGGAGAUGCACGAUAUAUUCGUACGCUUUUGAUGUUGCUCUACAACAGCAUCAUGGAACUCCGCGUAACCUUGGCCUCGGUCACAUCAAGACGGCCCGACUUCCAGCCUGCGACGAAUCAAGCUAUACCUGAUACCAGCGAAACUAUCAAGCCGUUCCAGCGAGAGCCUUUCGUGACCCCAACCGCGGAUAGAUCCGGGAUACCGCGCAGCCACAAUGGAGCGACAAGUCAGAACCUUGCCAAACUUCGUGUGGCGACGGAUGUACCGAUACAACACCAUGCUAGUGGCUCAAGCCGCACUGCAAGACUCGCUUCAGCAACGCCACGCUCAGGCGAGUCCUUUUCUUCGUUGAGUAGUCGAGAUGUGUCGACCGACUACACCGGCGAAGAUGCGCAAUUCGAUAAAGUGUUUCUAUCCUUGCAGAAGUCUAGCGAUGUGGUUCUUCGGACGCUACCCAACUUUCAUGUUCAGCUGCAAGGGGGGUUAAGGGCAGCCAUGCAACAACGUGUCCCUCUUGCCCUUGUUCACGAUUGGAAACAGUUGAUUGCCGUGUGUGGUAAUGCGAUUCAACAGACCGAGGUCCUCAGAAGCAAGCUCUCACUCAUCAAACUCAAGGACCCAAGUGUGAGGUCUCGGCCAGCAUUCUGGACCAUGUGUAGAAACUUUGUUGACACUUGGGCAUCUUUUGUGGAGAAAAUCAAGUACUGCUUCAACAGUAUUUCGCUUCCACCCGACACUCGAACGAAGCUGAAACCGAUCCAGUUAAGCAUGAAGGAGACGAGCAUCAUCAUGACGCAGUCUCCGUGGCAUCAUCUGCUUCGGUCAAAUGGCCCUGACGGCAGUUUGAGCGGUCAACACUCUUCUCAAUGCAUCUCCCCAGCACAAGUGCCAAUCACGCCGCAGACGGCUGCUCUAGGACCAGCGAUGCAAGCAACAGUUCAUAGUAUGCCGCACAGCACAUCCUUUGCCGCCGCGUUUCAAGGGAAUGUUUUCGACCGUGCGGAUGCUCUCAUGGCAAAUCCGGGAAUAUCAAUGUCUCGAAGUGGGACAAUUACCCGGGGCCAUUCCGGCUUUAAUUCCUUGUCAUCCAUCUCGUCAAUGUCGUCAGAUGGCAACUCAUCGACAUCAACAACUUUCAGCCCAAACGGAGGCCUUGGCUUAGCAAAACCGACUGGCGGUAGAGUGGCCCUUUAG
Ustilaginoidea virens is the source of this 2892-nucleotide messenger RNA. RefSeq lists its product as uncharacterized. Gene Ontology annotation, molecular function: protein binding. The transcript is spliced from 3 exons. Bases 1 to 2892 code for a protein of 963 amino acids. Lineage: Eukaryota; Fungi; Ascomycota; Sordariomycetes; Hypocreales; Clavicipitaceae. The record is from RefSeq and is a predicted model, not a curated record.